UGGUCUUGCAGCCCAGGCAGUUGGAGGAGCGACAUGCUGGCAGGCGGCGGCGGCUGGGUCUGGCUGCCCCUCCUGUGGCUGGUGGGGAGCCGGGCAGGGGAUCCCGCCGGGUAUAAGAGGAAGGUCUCCCUGGAGUAUAACCCGGGCUGGAACAGCUCUGCCGUGAACCUCCUGCACGUCCGGGCGGUGGGUCUCAACGACACCAUCCAUUAUGUUUGGAGUACCAUCGGGGCACCCACUGUGUUGCUGGUCUACACAAGAAGCCAGAGCAGUGGUCUCCACGUCAACUGGACCCAGCUCCUCUCCCCCUCGCCCUCCGGAGCCAUCCAGGUCGAGCCAGCUGGAAGCGUUUUGUAUUCCAUGGCUGUCAUCUUUUCCAAGGUGUUUGAGUACAACGGCACAAAGACCUCGGAUCUCUCCAAAGCUAAUGCAAGCAGCUUCUACCCCACCUAUGAUUUGGCCAACUUCACCUGGGACAGCCUUGAUGGCCGGCUGAACGAGACUACUUUGACAGCGACAUUUCAGGGGGUUGGCCCCGACUCUGGAGGAACUUUCCGGAAUGGAAGCAUCUCCUUCCAGGUGACGGCGUACGAAGAGACCAGCCGCGACGGCCCGCUUCCGCGUCUCCUGCACACGGCCAACAGCUCCAAGGUGGACUUUGUCAUGCGUGGGGUCGCUCCUCGGGGCAACCGCUCUCGCUUUGCGCUGGAGAUCGUCACUGUGGAGGAGAGAGGCGGGCAGAAGCAGCUGGAAUCCACCCGCUCGAUCGACGACGAGUAUACGCCAACCAUAUUCGAGAUGGCCCAGCUGGUUUCUGUCCCCCGCAACGACAGCGCUGGGUUCAGCUUCCUCCAAUGGAAGACGGCAGCGUACAGUGCCUUGCAGCCCAAGCGGGAAGACACUGUCCACUGCGAGUAUUACCAGCUGGAGACGGAGAAUCGCACGGUUCCUCGGCCUAGCAUAGCCCACGCCUACUUUGGGGAAGAGCUGGAGGUCCACAAUGGCGUGGCCGCCAUCAACAUCUCCUUUGGCAGCGAGGACAGCGAGGCCUACCAAGAAAAGAGCUACCUGAGCUGGUCUGCGUUGAUUGGCUUCGGCAAGCCCCCCAAGGACGGGUUCUCCCCCCUCGUGAUCGCAAUUCUCGCAGUGGGGCUGGGGACUCCAGUGCUGCUCCUGGUGGGGGGCAGCAUCACUGUCCUCGUCUCUCGGAAGAAGCCCUAUUCAGAGGAACAAAGCUUUCCCCUGGUGGAGCCCUUCCGAGAUGGUGGAAGCUGCAGCUGUUUCCCUUGCUGUGCAAUAUAAUGAUGGUGGUGAUGAUUUGAACAGCUAUAUCCUUUGGUUCUCUCUCUCUCCGUGAUACAGCUGUCAAAUGUGGGAAGGGAAGCUGGCAACCCGUUUGUCUUUCCCCCCCACAAAAAGGGUAAGCCACUGUUGUUGUGUUUACAGGCUAACGGCCAUGAAACAAAGGACAAAUUGCACUAUUGACUGUUAAGUAACGCACCUUUUUCUUAUUCUGGAAGUUAGGGUCAGAAAACCAGGACACCCCAAAAUUGUUGAGCUUUUUUAAAAAAGGAAAUCUCCGAAAUUGUUGAGGUCAAUUGUCAGAGGGCUGCUUGAAGAGCCAGUUUGGAAGCUCUCGUCUGAAGCGAGAAGGGCUUCCAUUUGAGCUGCGUGGACAUCUUUUGGUGUUGGUAAGGGGAAACCAAUUCUGAUUCCUUCUUUGGUGUGAAGCAGCACAGCACAGCCUAAGGGAAAUCUCCCCAACCUGGUGCCUUCUGGAUGUUGUUCAACCCAGCCAGCACGGCCAAUACUCAGGGAUGAUGGGAAAUGUAGUUCAGCAUUAUCUGAAGGGCAGCAGGUUGGGGAAGGUAGGUCAUGGGGAGGUUUCAUUUGCAGAGGUUGUCGGGGAGUUUAUGUGCAUUUCCAGCUGCCACUUGUCUCUUUUGGACCAAUUAAAGAUUAUUUUGUUUUGGAA
Messenger RNA from Podarcis muralis (Common wall lizard), 1975 nucleotides. RefSeq names its product glycosylated lysosomal membrane protein (gene GLMP). Lineage: Eukaryota; Metazoa; Chordata; Lepidosauria; Squamata; Lacertidae. The record is from RefSeq and is a predicted model, not a curated record. Gene Ontology annotation, cellular component: lysosome.